Annulohypoxylon maeteangense is the source of this 2693-nucleotide messenger RNA. RefSeq names its product ectonucleotide pyrophosphatase/phosphodiesterase family member 3. Gene Ontology annotation, molecular function: ribonucleoside triphosphate phosphatase activity; nucleoside triphosphate diphosphatase activity. Gene Ontology annotation, biological process: nucleoside triphosphate metabolic process. The coding region runs from base 117 to 2396 and encodes 759 amino acids. The transcript has 3 exons. Lineage: Eukaryota; Fungi; Ascomycota; Sordariomycetes; Xylariales; Hypoxylaceae. The record is from RefSeq and is a predicted model, not a curated record.
CCAGGUUCCAACAUCAGUCUUAUAUUUUACAAAAAUGCUUAUUGACAACUAUCCGAACCAAGCCUAGCAAUGAGCUCGCCUUCGUAUCCUUAUAGACGCGCAAGUAUUCAAUCAAAAUGCCUCUCCAAUCAUUGAAUACCAACGUUGAGAGGGAUGGGUCCCUCCUCUCCCCCGUCCGCUACGACGACGAUGCCAUAUCACUACAUAGUCGAAGUGACCAGGAUACCGAUAGCGAGGAUGACGAACUACUAGCCGCUGCGCGAAACAGUAGGGAGCUACGCGCACGCGAUCGUAUGGUGUUGAUGGAAGAAGAAGAGUUGGAUAAGCUGGUAACUGAUUCGAGAGCUCGACGCGAACGAGAAAGGAGAGGAAGUAGUAUUCACAGGCGAGGGAGCAACCUUGCACUGCCGAACCCCAUACGAAUGCUAAGAGGUUAUAACCUCACGGGAUCUGGAAGCGCAAUAGACGAUGCUGGAAGUUCGGCAGAGGAUUUACAUCUUGAGAAACGAAGAAAUAGGCGAACACGCCGUAAAGAAAGAAAAGACCGGCUGCUCAAGGAAGCUCGUGAUGGCGAAGAUGGCGAGCUUAUGUACGAAAUGGAAUCAGGUAAAAUGAAGGACGGAAGUUCUACCGGCGACAGUAGCGACCGAGACGACAGUGACGAACUCGAUCGCAAGCGGUUAAUUCAGGUUUCGGACGCGAAGACUGAGAAGAAGAGACGAUGGAAGAAAUGGCUGCUCAUACACGCUACUAUCAUAGUUGGUGUGACAUUCUUAGGCCUCGUCAUCUGGAAGCUUGUUCAAAGCAGUAGAACGGAAGAGGAAGCGCAUGUAGUGGUUCCCACCCAGCUAGUCAGCAAUGGUUCUGCUCUGUUCCUGCCAACUACCCUGAUUAUUAGUCUCGAUGGAUUUCGAGCGGAUUUCCUAAACCGAGGUCUAACUCCAAGAUUGAAUGCAUUCAUCAAGGAGGGUGUUUCACCGUUAUAUAUGACUCCAUCGUUCCCUUCCGUUACAUUCCCGAAUCACUACACGCUUGCGACUGGUUUAUACCCGGAGAGCCACGGUGUAGUGGGAAAUACCUUCUGGGAUCCAGAGUUAGAAGGGGAGUUUUAUUAUACUGACCCCGACCGAAGUCUUGACCCCAAGUGGUGGGCUGGUGAACCGUUUUGGGUCACUGCUGAGGAGCAAGGUGUUCGCACAGCCGUUCAUAUGUGGCCUGGAAGCGAAGCACAUAUCAUGGGAAUAGAGCCGAGCUUCUUGGAUAAAUUUAACGGCAAAGAGAAACUGAACAAGAAGGUCGAUCGAAUUCUCGAAUUUAUUGAUAAACCAGGAGUAGAAACUCCGGACGCGGACCCCAAGGACGUAAGACCCCAAAUCAUAGCCGCCUACGUCCCUAACGUCGACUCGGACGGCCAUCGUUAUGGUCCCAACAGUACUCGGAUACGGUCAACGAUACAUUCAGUCGACAAGAUGUUGAAUAGGCUCUUUCAUGGGCUUGAGAAGAGAAAUCUUACCGACAUUGUCAACGUAAUCAUCGUCUCCGACCACGGUAUGGCCACGACGGACGUUAGUCGCAUGAUUCAAAUUGAAGAUCUAGUGGACAUGGAGAAAGUCGAGCAUCUCGAUGGAUGGCCAUUGGUCGGUAUCCGACCGAAGAAUAUGGAGGAUCUACAGUUACUGUACGAUCAAGCUGCUGAAAAGGCCAAGUCAAACCCAAACUUCGAAGUGUACUUGAGAGACAAGAACAUGCCAGAGCGUUAUCACUUCAGCAAUAAUAAGCGCAUUGCACCUCUGUGGAUUAUUCCCAAGACAGGAUGGGCGAUUGUUAAGCGGGAGGAGUUCGAUAUCCCAAAGGCGAAGGCUAAGAAUCGCGUUUACCACCCAAGGGGCCUCCACGGUUACGAUCAUGAACACCCUUUGAUGAGAGCCAUUUUUGUCGCCCGCGGCCCUGCCUUCCCACACCAACCUCACAGCAAAGUCGAAAUAUUCCAAAACGUCAACGUCUAUAACAUUCUCUGCGACUCUGUUGGUAUGAAGGCUAUGCCGAAUAAUGGAACACUGCAUCUACCGCUCAAGAUUUCUGGCCUACAUGACCCAGAUACACCAAUUGAGGAACCGGCUGACCCUGUUCCUAUCGAAACAUCACCUGAAGGGGAUGUUGCUACGGGAACAACAUCUAAUCCUCAAGUAGAGACGACUUCCGAAAAUACAGAGCCGUCUUCGACGGUUGGCGUAGAUCCAGUAGUCGAUAAGCCAAGCGAAGAAAGUCCACCGACAAACGAUGACGAGAAUGAGAGCGCCGGGUUACCAUGGUGGCAGAAUACCUGGGAUUGGGUGAAGAACAAGUUCGAUGGUUUAAUUGAUACGGUGAAAGGAAUCGGUAAAGGGUCAUCGUAGGGUAGUCUUUAUGCUUUACUAUUUCUUCUCCUUUUGAUCUUGGUGUUCCUCCCUUAGCGGAGGAAAUGUCGCACUUGGGAAUUUGUAUAUUAAUCAGGGAAUUGGUGUUGGUGGCGUUUUCUAAUUUUGCGUAGGGCGUUGAAGUCGGGUCUCCUUGCAUAGAACUUGUUGGUAGAGUAAUUACCUAUGGAGAGUGGGGGUACGAUACGAACUGCGAUCGUUAUUCUGGAUAGGUACCUAGUAGCUUCAGAAUAGUGUACCUAAGGAAUACUAGUAAAUGGAACUAUUAAUACCGUA